Messenger RNA from Misgurnus anguillicaudatus (oriental weatherfish), 2882 nucleotides. RefSeq names its product phospholipid phosphatase-related protein type 5. Gene Ontology annotation, biological process: signal transduction; phospholipid metabolic process; phospholipid dephosphorylation. Gene Ontology annotation, molecular function: phosphatidate phosphatase activity. The record is from RefSeq and is a predicted model, not a curated record. Gene Ontology annotation, cellular component: plasma membrane. Lineage: Eukaryota; Metazoa; Chordata; Actinopteri; Cypriniformes; Cobitidae.
CAGAUCUGUGGCGAAGGUGAUUUAAUCUCUCACGCCUCAUUACGGAGGGAGUCGCCCGUGCGCGCGCUCGCGUCGCUUUGCGCACACAGACCGCGAGCGCAUCUGCACGCGGGAGGAGACGCUCGUGCGCUGGAGAAAAAUCCCGUGUGGGUGGAUGAUAAAAAGACAAACAGCCUGGAAGAGGAGAAGAGAGGGAAUCUGGAUUUAUGCGCACCGCGGACAGCGCACGACAUGGCCACUGCAUAGGAACCGAACGCCGCUGCUGCAGAGUCAAAGAUAAAGAGAAGAUACAACAGAAGAAGCUAUGAUGGCAGUCGAGGAGAAACCUCCUGUGAAGGGCAGUACCUCCAUUUUACCAUGUUUCCUGUUUGUAGAGCUGGUGAUAAUGGCAGGCACCGUUCUCCUGGCGUACUACUUCGAGUACACCGACACGUUUCCCGUUCACGUCCAGGGAUUCUUCUGCUUUGAUAAGGCGUUCUCCAAACCCUACCCCGGACCGGAUGAGACCAGUAACGUGCCACCGGUGCUGGUGUACUCUCUGGUCACCGCUGUACCUACAGUAACGAUUCUGGCCGGAGAACUGAUGGUGUUUUUCAUGAGGUCAGAGGUCACACAGGAGAAGACCAUAGUCACCGCAGACUGCUGUUACUUCAGUCCACUUCUCAGACGCAUCAUACGCUUCUUAGGUGUCUAUACCUUUGGCCUGUUCACCACCACCAUCUUUGCCAAUGCCGGUCAGGUGGUGACGGGAAAUCAGACGCCUCACUUCCUGUCAGCAUGCAGGCCAAAUUACACAGCACUGGGCUGCCAUACAAAUUUACAGUACAUCACCGAGCGUAAAGCAUGCACGGGAAAUCCUCUGCUCGUGACGUCAGCACGCAAGUCUUUCCCAUCUAAAGAUGCAGCCAUCAGUGUUUAUUCUGCGGUCUAUACAGUGAUGUAUGUAACAUUGGUGUUCAAAACUAAAGGGACGCGUUUGACCAAACCCACAAUCAGUUUGACCCUGCUGUGUCUGGCCAUGUUAGUGGGUGUGGUCAGAGUGGCCGAAUAUCGCAACCACUGGGCCGAUGUCCUGGCUGGAUAUUUCACCGGUGGAGCCAUCGCUGUCUUCCUGGUGACGUGCGUGAUCAACAACUUUCAGCAGAUAAAACCUCCAGCCCCGCCGGCUCGACCCCAACGUCCCGAGUCUGUGCUGGGCAUGCCCAUGGUGGCGCUGCCCUGCGUUGAGAGUCCACUAGAAAAGUUAAGUGGCACUCAGACUCCAAGGGGAUCUUCAUUCACUGAGAUCACAUGACCAUCAGCCUUAUCGGUUCCCCGUCCCCCCCGAUGUCCUCAUACCGUCUCGCUCCAUGUCCAGCGAAGUCUAGACCGGCCGUCUCAGCACGCGCGCCACUGCGCCGCUCACUCCGCCGGACGCACCGCCGCUCUGCACCGAUCCUACUCGACGCAGGUCUAGAUUUCCACCCUUUCCAACCUUCAUUCCAACCUUUCCAACCAUAAUCCUCCAUGAUGCAGAUAGGGCCUCCUCAAACAAACCAUUCAGUUUUAGAAAGCCUGGUCAAGGAUCUCAAAUCGCGCCUGUCAGGCGAGGUGUGCAUUUGUUUGGACUGUGAGUGGAGGAUGUGCACCUUUAAAUGCCUCUGGACCUUUCAAAACCAACCCGUCCUAUUCCCCGGGGAACCGAAUGACGUCUUGCACAGCUUGGCGCUGAAACGCAGAACUCUCAAGAGACUGCAGUUUUCAGUUCAGUGUCAGGUAUCUCAGUUCAUAUGUAUAUAGAUGAACUUUCCUUUUUUUAUCGCAUUGGAAUUUUUAAGCUAGUUUAUGGCUUUUCAGAGUAUUUGUGAUUUGGGUUGUCUCGCUUUCCCUGCACCGAAGAAGACAAUCUCACGUGGUCCAACGCACUGACGUCAAGAUGUUCCUUUCUGCGGACAUCAAAAACUUUAUGUGAAGACCUCUAAAGUGACAGCCGCUCUUGAAUCCAACUUGCUUCGAAAAGAAAGCUGAAUGCUUUGAGACAAACGGACACCGACAGACUUGUGACAACAAUCACAGCAUCUUUUCUAAUAUUUCAUGUGCGCUUUGUGCCGACUUGUGAUUUUCCAGCGGUCAAAUGUGAUGCACGGUGAUAAGAUUGUGAUGUUGUGGCUUUUUCAUGAAUGUUUAAUCCCUCACACAACAGACGUGUGACAUUCCCAAGCCUCAUUUUAAAUACACCGGAUGUGCACGGGAUCCUGGGAUGUGCACGAACAGAUAAAAUUUCACCUAAUACAAACCUAAUCACUGCCUUUUCUCAUCAUUUUAGGCAAACUAAAAGAACCAAUACACCCAUAUCUAAAUUAGCCUUUACAGUCUAGAAUUAAAGGUGGAUUUGUUUUUUCAUAAAUUAAAAAGAUAUGGUCAAAAUAUGUACUCUUGCUGUCACUGGGGCGGUACACUUUAAAAAAAAGUACAGAUAUUAGUACCUCAGAGGUGCAUAUAUUGGUACAAAAUGUAUACAUAUCUGUACCUAAUGGUACAUAUUAAAAUAUAUUUAAUGGGUACUGCGCCAGUGACAGCUGGGGUACAUCUUUUGACCAUUUUUUGCUCAGUGUGGAGAGCAAAAUGAGACUGCCACCAUGUGUAACAUCUGUAUUGGUGUCUAUUUGCACUGGUAAGUACAUUGAAUUCCAUUGAAUCGAGUCUUGUAUAUUGAUGAACUUUUUCACAUUUGUAUCACUGUGCUUUAUGAAUUAAGUGUCGUUUUAUAUUUAUGAUGUCAUGACAGGACCUUGUUCCAAAUAGUGCAGGACACCUUGCAAUACAACAAAAACUAAUUUGAGUUAACAAAAUCAAACAUGUAUUUAUUUUGUUAAUAUAUGUUCCUGUCCUUAUUGUGAAAA